AUGCCGGGGGAUGACUUAUCACGCAAGCGGCAGACCGUCAUUGAUGUCAGUCAGCGCAAUCACCUGGAGACAAUCCAAAGUGAGAUUCGCAAAAGCAACGAGCUCCUCACCACCCUUCGCCGGGAGAACAAAGAACUUCAGCAAUCCCUCCAACAGGCGCUGCGGGGCCAGCGGAAUAUCGACAUCGAUGCGCAUUACCACAAGGAAGAAGACCUCCUGCACAACAAAAUGUGCGUUCUCAAGCGCAGCCUGAACGCGAUCAAAGGCAAAAACGUCGAGCUCACCCGCGAGAUCGAGCGCGUCGUCGAGGAGAACAAGUACGUCCAAAUCGAGAGCAACAACACCAUCAUCGACGAGAGCUCGCCCAUCGCGCAGAAGAUCCGGGCCUUGGAGAAUCGCCUGGACAAGUGUUUAAUCAAGCAUAACGAGGUGAAUACGAUUCGUAAGACCUACGAAACCCUUUUAGAGCGCCUUCAGCUCGAGCAAGGCGGCUUCGACACGCAGCUGUCCUCGGCGGAGAAGGCCCUCCGGACGACGGAGCGGGAGAUGCAGGAGCUCAUCGACGUCGGCAAGGACGCCGCGCGGGGGCGGGACCAGGCCAAGGCGGAGGUCUUGGCCCUCAAACUCCGCCUCCAGGAGGAGCACCGGCACCAGCGAAAGGACCUCGAGCAGCGCCGGGUCUUCGUCCAGGAGAAGCGCGAGGCCCUGGAGAAGGCCUACCACGGCCUAGUCCGCAGCAUCGCGCAGAAGGACGAGCACCACGCGCGGCAGCUCCAGCCGGAGAAGCCCGGCGGCAAGCGCGGCCCGCGAGGCGGCCUCGGCGGGACAAGUGGCGGUGGCGGUGGGGGGAAUGAAGGCCCGGGCAGCCCCCCGGUCCCGCCCCGCCCGGAGGACCACGGCGAGACCGCGGAGUGGUUGUUGGCGCACAAGACGGCCUACCUCAGCCUCCGCGAGGCCACCAUGCAAACGAGUGUCGCCGCGGUCAUCGAGAAGUACCUCGAGCGCGUCCAGACGAACGAAACGCUAAAACGCACCAUCGCGGAGUUGGAGGAAUCGCUCAGGACGGAUCGCCGCACCUGCGAGGGGCUGCGGGAGCGGUGGGAGGAGGCGAACCAGCGCGCCGGGGGGGCGAUGGUCGCGAGUAGAAUCACCCGCCACGCGCGGGAUCAACACGAGCGGCGGCGGCGCCUGCAGGCCCAGGCCGGGAGCAGCUCGGGCGGCAAAGACGCCGACCCGCCCCUCUCCUCGCCGCGCAAGCCGGACUACGGCCUGCUCGCCGAGCGCGCGAACGCCAAUCGCCAGGUCCUCGGUGAGUUCCAAAACCACCUCAAACGCCGCCAGGAAGAGUUGAAGGCCGCCCAGGAGAAGUACGAGGCCUUGUCGAAACUCGCCUUGAACGUCGAGGCCGGGGUCCUGGCGCUGGCGGAGAAACUCGCGCUCGCGCCGCCCCCGCCCAACGGCGUGGCGGCGAUGCCAACGGCGACCCCGCAUUCGAACCCGACGAGUAGUAGUCCGAACAGCCUUUCCCUCCCCACGGGGUCGGGGGAGGUCCCGGCGGUUCUGCUGCUCCGCCAUUGCGAGGCGAAGGCGGUGGGGUUGAUCGCCCAGCUCGGCCCGGAGGAGCUCGAGGAAGGGGGGAAGGGGCGGGCCGCCCCGUACGGCCCCCCGUCCACCGCGCAUAAAUCAAAUCAAGCCCCAACCACAGGCGGGCGGUUGGGCUCGCAGGGGAAAUCCCUCGCGUUGGGAGGGGCCGGGGGGCUGCGCGAGAUCUAUCACCACCUCCCUUCCGAGGAGAUGAACGAGUUCGGCAUCGGGGCCCUUAAGGGGAGUUCCCACCAAAGCUCGCAAAGCCCCAUCCACGCCGCGGGCGGAGGGACGAGCUCGCCGGGAUUGGCCACGGUAGAUGACUUCCCCGAUAAUGAAAUACGCGAUCGACAUGAACUCAAGGUGAUGGCCCUCGCGAUGGUGGAGAGAGAGGAAAAGAAGGCCUACAAACAACUCGCGCAGCGCCGUAAAGAAGUCUCCUAA
This is a messenger RNA of Phytomonas sp. Hart1, 2028 nucleotides long. The record is from the annotation of a GenBank genome assembly. NCBI's taxonomy places the organism in Eukaryota, Euglenozoa, Kinetoplastea, Trypanosomatida, Trypanosomatidae.